CUGGGAGUGGUGGCUGAGGAAGACGAGGAGGGUGGUGACGACCAUGAUGGUGAGGAGGAAGAGGAGGAGGAGGAGGAGUUGCAGCCCCGGGGGGCUGUUGGAUUGCCGGAGCCGCUGCGUCCCUCGCCAAGUGAAGGCAUGGUUGGGGCACCACCUCGCAUGCAGCAGUACAAGCAGCAGCAGCAGUACAAGCAGCAGCAGCAGUACAAGCAGCAGCAGCAGUACAAGCAGCAGCAGCAGCAGUACGGGCCACAGGCACCUUCAUCGCAGCAACAGCUACCUCAGCAGCCCCAGGGGCAACAUGCGCCUGAUGUGGAUGCCGUAGCAGCGAGUGAAGGACGCUCCAUGCGUCGCAGCGUAGUGCUGGACUUUGGGAAGCUGGAGUCAGUGCCUGUCAACUCGGCAACGCCCCCUGCGGACGAGGCUCCAGCCGCCGAGGAAGGGCAGCAGGCUCACGACGGGGCCCAGGGCGGGGACCAUGCAGCAGAGCCGUGGGGCGGCUGGGCGAAUGCAGACAUCCUGAGCAGCACUGGCUACAACAGCGGCGGCGCCAAGGCGUCCGUGAAAACCAAGGCCCCUCAACCCAGGCGGACACCGCCGCGGCCACGGCAGCCCUCCGCGCUAGGCGCCCGGGCCCGCAUGGAGAUGUCCUGCGCCCUAGAGCCCACACCGGCCGCAGCCACAGCGCAACGCAACGCAGUCCUGGUGGCUGCUGCGAGGACUACUUACGUUGCCGGUCAUGCGACCGCAGCCGUCAGUUCGGGUGCUGCCGCUGUCGCUAUUGAUGAUGAGGAGGAGGUGGGGGGCCGGGCAGCUCCCCGGCCCGCGCUGGCCUGCUUCCGGGGCUUCAAACCCACCCACGCCAGGAUCAUGCAGCAGCUGCGGCAGAGGAAACCCACAGUGCCCUCGCAGCAGCCCCAGCAGCGACCGGACAACGCCGGGUGGCCUGAGGCGGCCGCUGGGAGUGAGGAUGCUGCUGAGAUGGAAGCAGGGACGCCGGUUAGCCGCGCCGCUCCUGCUUCAGGCGAGCUGGACUCAACGGAAAGCCGCCUGCACUCACCUGCGGUUCUCCUGGGGUCGCCCAAUGGCUCUGUAAUGACCCAUGGGUCAUUUCCUGCUAGGCAACCCGCCACCACCGCCACCGCCCACCAGCCCAGCCGCCCGCAAUCGCAACACCAUCAGUCGGCAAAGCCUACACCCGGCAUGCGCCCUGCCAUCACCACCACUGCUAGCGCCGCCGGCAUUCCCGGCCAACAGCAUCAUCAACACCCCCAGGACCCGCACCGCCACUUGCAGCACCUCCGGCAGCAACGGUUGAAGCAGUACCAGCUGCGGCGAGGCGGCAAGCAGCACUCACCAGGCCAAGGCCCUGCCGCCACCGCCGCCGCUGCAUCCAACAGCACCCAGCCCCCUGCCAACCAUGCUGCAGGGACGAACAGUUACGGCAUCGCGCGCGGAGGUCAUCAUCAUGCGACAGCAGCCAGGGUACUCGUCGUCAAGAGAGGCUCCAAGCCCAGUAUGCUGCCGCUGGCGGCAGCCGAAGCAGACCCCGUCAUAACUCAUGAUGCGGUGAUGGACCCCUCAGGACCGCAAGCAGAGCCCCCAGGGCCUGACGAGCAGCAGGACGAGCACUACAACGACGACGAUGACAUCGGGGACACCGGGCCGCAGCCGCAGCCCUGGCCGCCGCGGGGACCCCCUCAUGCGCCUCAGUUCGGCUCCUCCGCGCUGCUUCUUCGCAAGAUGCAGGCGCUGGAGCGAGUGCUCGCGGAGCCGCCCAAGCAGCCCUCCUCGCCGCUGGCGGGGCAGCGGGGCGGGGCAGGCGCAGCGGGACGUGGCCGGGCGCCAGACAUGGCGGCGGCCGCGGCUGCGGCGGGCAUGAGCGAGGCUCAACGGGAGGAGGCGAUACGGCGAGCGGCUACUGCCGCCGCAAAUGUGCCGCCAGAAGCGCAGCUCUAUCGGGAUCUGCCCGCGGUGGACUUCCAGCCGCCACAACCGCUAAAGGUUGCCAAGCAGCUGCAUCCCGGCUGGGUGGCGUCACGGCAGCUGAGGCCGGAGCUGGGCUCCCUGUGGAGGCCUGGGGACCAUGUCUCGGAGGUGUGCAACACACGCGGCGUUGCCACCUACGUUCCGCCCUCUCCUGCCGAAGUGGCAACCAGCCUGCUAAAGUUCCACUGGUGCUGACAUGUCAAUGAACAUGCAAAGCGCGCAAGGCCCAAAUGGCUGCACGCUGUACACAGUUGACGAAGUUGGACGAGCGAGGAGAUUGAUACCGAUAGACGGGCCAGGACGGGCGCCCCUUUACAGUGGCAGGUUACUAUGGGCCUCUCUGCCGUAGCACGUUGUUAAAAACAUUCCGG
Astrephomene gubernaculifera is the source of this 2360-nucleotide messenger RNA. Lineage: Eukaryota; Viridiplantae; Chlorophyta; Chlorophyceae; Chlamydomonadales; Astrephomenaceae. The record is from the annotation of a GenBank genome assembly.